GUGGCUCCGCAGCCAGGGCUCUCCGCCUCCCCCCACCUGUACGAGGCCGGGCCCUCAGCAUCCCAUCCUUGCUGACUGGGCUCGGUCUUCUCCGCGGGUCCCCGUGCUAACAUUCAGGCCUGGGGUCCAGAGGCCUGGAGCUCACGCAGAACACUCUGGGGUAUCCGGGCCGAGAGCUGCAGGCCGAGUCCCUAGGGUUCCCCGACUCCCAGACGCCUUUCUAGGCCCAGGGAAGCCUGGCGACCGGGAGGCGCGGAGGAGGGGACGCCGGAUCUGAGGGCGCGCGACGCGUGAUCAGGCUGAGCAAUGGCGUUUCAAAAGGCAGUGAAAGGGACUAUUCUUGUGGGUGGAGGAGCUCUGGCCACUAUUUUGGGACUCUCUCAGUUUGCUCAUUACAGAAGGAAGCAAGUGAGCUUGGCCUAUGUGGAAGCAGCGGAGUGCUUCACAGAGCCUGUGAACACGGAGCCUCCUUCCAGAGAAGCUCAGCUCAUGACUUUGCGGAACACAUCGGAAUUUGACAUUCUUGUUAUUGGAGGAGGAGCCACAGGAUGUGGCUGUGCACUAGAUGCCGUCACCAGAGGACUGAAAACAGCCCUUGUAGAGAGAGAUGACUUCUCAUCGGGGACUAGCAGCAGAAGCACUAAAUUGAUCCAUGGUGGUGUGCGAUACCUCCAGAAGGCUAUCAUGAACUUGGAUGUUGAGCAGUAUAGGAUGGUGAAAGAAGCCCUUCAUGAACGUGCCAACUUACUUGAAAUCGCUCCUCAUUUAUCAGCUCCGUUGCCUAUAAUGCUUCCACUUUACAAGUGGUGGCAGUUACCUUAUUACUGGGUGGGAAUCAAGAUGUAUGAUCUGGUUGCAGGAAGUCAUUGCCUGAAGAGCAGUUACGUUCUCAGCAAAUCCAGAGCCCUCGAGCAUUUCCCCAUGCUCCAGAAGGACAAGCUGGUAGGAGCCAUUGUCUACUAUGAUGGACAACACAACGACGCACGGAUGAACCUCGCCAUCGCCCUCACUGCUGCCAGGUACGGGGCUGCCACGGCCAAUUACAUGGAGGUGGUAAGCUUGCUCAAGAAGACAGACCCGGAAACUGGGAAAGAGCGAGUGAGUGGUGCCCGGUGCAAGGAUGUGCUCACAGGGGAGGAGUUUGAUGUGAGAGCCAAGUGCGUCAUCAAUGCCACUGGCCCUUUCACAGACUCCGUGCGCAAAAUGGAUGAUGACAAUGUCGUUCCCAUCUGCCAGCCCAGUGCGGGGGUCCACAUUGUGAUGCCUGGUUACUACAGCCCUGAGAACAUGGGACUUCUUGAUCCUGCAACCAGUGAUGGCAGAGUUAUUUUCUUCUUGCCUUGGGAGAAGAUGACAAUUGCCGGCACCACUGAUUCGCCAACGGACAUCACACAGCAUCCUAUUCCUUCAGAAGAAGACAUUAACUUCAUCUUGAAUGAAGUGCGGAACUACCUAAGUUGUGACGUUGAAGUGAGAAGAGGAGAUGUCCUGGCAGCAUGGAGUGGUAUUCGUCCCCUUGUUACCGAUCCCAAGUCUGCAGACACUCAGUCCAUCUCUCGAAAUCAUGUUGUGGACGUCAGUGACAGCGGUCUCAUCACAAUAGCAGGUGGAAAGUGGACCACAUAUCGUUCCAUGGCAGAAGAUACUGUGAAUGCAGCUGUCAAGGUUCACAACUUGAAUGCAGGACCCAGUAGGACAGUUGGGCUGUUCCUUCAAGGAGGCAAAGAUUGGAGCCCCACGCUCUACAUCAGGCUUGUCCAGGACUAUGGGCUUGAGAGUGAGGUUGCACAACAUUUGGCCAAAACCUAUGGUGACAAGGCUUUUGAGGUAGCCAAAAUGGCAAGUGUGACUGGGAAACGGUGGCCUGUCGUUGGAGUGCGUCUUGUGUCAGAAUUUCCGUACAUCGAAGCAGAGGUGAAAUACGGGAUUAAGGAAUAUGCGUGCACCGCAGUUGACAUGAUUUCACGUCGCACCCGCCUGGCCUUUCUCAAUGUUCAGGCUGCAGAGGAGGCCCUGCCCAGGAUUGUUGAGUUAAUGGGCAGAGAAUUGAACUGGAGUGAACUGAGGAAGCAGGAAGAACUUGACGCAGCCACAAGGUUUUUGUACUAUGAAAUGGGCUAUAAGUCUCGAACAGAACAACUCACAGAUAGAACUGAAAUCAGCCUGCUACCUUCAGACAUCGAUAGGUACAAGAAGAGAUUUCAUAAAUUCGAUGAAGACGAAAAAGGCUUCAUUACCAUUGUUGAUGUUCAGCGUGUACUAGAGAGUAUCAAUGUACAAAUGGACGAAAACACACUGCAUGAAAUUCUCUGCGAAGUAGAUCUGAACAAAAAUGGACAGGUUGAGCUCCAUGAGUUUCUGCAGCUGAUGAGCGCAAUUCAGAAAGGAAGAGUGUCUGGAAGCCGGCUUGCCAUCCUGAUGAAAACUGCCGAGGAGAACUUGAACCGCAGAGUUCCAAUCCCUGUGGAUCGUAGUUGUGGAGGAUUGUGAGUCUGACCAGUAAAUCCACAACCAGCAAGCAUAGGACAGCCUGCACUAUGUACAACCAGAGAUGACUUAAACCACUCUAAAAUAGUGGCUAUUGUAGCUGCCUUUUUUUAAACAAACAAACAAACAAACAAACAAACAAGAUCAAAGAAAAGGAAUAAGCAAACAAACAAUCAAACAAAAAACACUGGAAAAACAUUCCAAAACCUGUAAGAGGUUGGUGUGUUUGCCAACUUCUCUUGCCAAUACUUUAUUUGUGUUUGCCAAUCAGUUUAGCUUCUACAAAGUGCUUUUCUUAUUUUUUUAGAGCACAUUGAUUUAAUGUUUUGUAUCCGUUUUGUAACCUGUCAGAAUUGACACUCUGCCCGUCCAUUCAUUCAUUUAAACUAGUUCUAGAGGCAGACUCCCUAUAGAUGGGAAAGAUGGUAGAAAGAUUUGUGAGCACCCAAGAGUUCAGGAGCUAGAGCCUGUAGAUAGCAUUUUUUUUCUCUUUUUAGAAAAUCAUUUGACCUCUCGGCAUGAAAAUGUUUUGGGAGACUUCUCAGCCCUGUCUUGCUACCCACCCCCUUCCAAUUAAUACCGAACACUUCUCUGUCUGGACUAACUCUGGCUAAUCUGGAGAGGGAAGACAAAGUUUAGAUCUGGUUGAGAUUUGGUUACAUUUCUAAAAGAGAAACUCCGAGAGCUUCCAGAAUUGCAGGCGUAAGAUAAAGACAGCGCUGACAUUUGCCGGGAGGUACGGUGAUAGCUGCUUCUCAGCAGUUCAUUUUUUCCCCCCAGGCACUGCUGGCUUUCUUUGACUAUUAUAGUUGCCAGAAAAAUCCUUGCUUUUUUUACUUUAAAACCAGCAUUUGAGUGGCAAGUUGGAUAUAACAGGAUGAGACCAAAUCUUUCCAUUCCUCAUGGGAGUAAUGAUAGAACACAAUUUUCAAUCCCACAAGUCCUGAGCCUUGCAGCGUGUGGUAUUGUCAGGGCCUGUUCUUGUCGGGGUGGGCAGUAGUGGUGGUAUUUGCAAAGAGAUAAUAAAAAAGAAUUGGGCAGAUUUCCGUUAACUUUAAUUAUGAAAUUAAAAUAAGGCAUGCCACUUUAAUAUUGGAGGCCGGUCUGUUUGACAAAGGGCCUUUCUCUUUGUGUACUCAAUGGAAAAAAUUCUCUUUCUAACAAAAAAUAAAAUAAAAUAAAAAUCAGAGAAAGACAUCAGGCAUAUACAUAUAUAUAUACACAGAAAUCAAACCGAAAAGUCAGCGCCCACUGAACUCAGCAAAUAGUGCACAAACAGAGAUGACAGAUAGAAGAUGGUUUUGUUAAAUUCUGUUGGCAUUGUAACUAGUAAUCUUAAUACUUAUUAAUUGGCUUCCCUUUUCUGAAACUACCAACAAUUAGCCUCCUGUGCACAGUAGGAAAGGUACCUCUUCAUUCACACUUGUCUCCUGACAGGCUUUGUUGCGCAGAUUAUGUCCUAGCUUUGUGAACUGGUACAUAAAACACCUUUGUGCUACUAUUCUGCUUAUGCAAACAUUGUGUCUUUCUGCCUCAUUCAUUAUGGGUUAUGAGUCCACAUAUCAUAAUGUUAAACUGGGAGGUUCUCAGCCCCCACCUCACCCACCCCCACCCCACCCCACCCCUGAAAUAUGCAGAGACCGUAGGGAGAGACAGCUCAACUCAUUAAUAAAUGAAGUAUAGAUGCUUCCACUUCUGUGUCAGGGAAACCUGACACAAGACAAGUGAUGUCACAGCAGAUGUCACUGUGAAUUCUUUUCUUUCAAAGUGUCAUUUUUUUACAAUGAUUCUUUUUUUUUUUAAAUAAAUGAAAGCAUGUGCAGUUUAGUGGUUUUUUUCUAUCGUGACAAUAAAGUUCUCUUUAUACCUCGUGACAGUCAAGUCAGCAGAAAAGCUAUCCUUUAAGACAUCCCAGCUGAUAUAUCACAAUAUUCUACAUCACUACUCCCUUCCUUUCUCUUUUUCUCUCUCUUUCUAGUUAGAUCAAGAUAACGGUGGCUUGUGUCAUCUGAGAUUCUCUUACAGUAGGGACUGGGCUCAGAAUGUGACUUGCUUAGGCCGAUCUGUGCUUGGAGAGCAGGUCUUGUUUGUAUAUGCUGUGUGCUAUGAAUGAAGUUCCUUAAGGACAAAGGGAAGUGCACCAUGCUUCAUUUGAGCAUAUCUGCCUUGGCUUAAAAUCUGCUCGUUCUAAAAUGUGCUCCUUCACCCAUCCCAGAGACUCACAUUGGACACGAACUACUUUUAUCACGUUCCUGUGAGAAUAGCACCCCAGCAUUUCUCUAGAGUUCCCAAUUAAACCUGUACAGGCUUUUACAUUUUAAAUCCAAUUUAAGCAAAGGAGAAAGGACAUAGGGGAAGAAGCCCCUUUAAAACUCAUUCAGAGAAUAAACCAUUGUUUGUCUUUUUCAUAUAAAGCCGGUUUUUGUUGAUUUUGUUUGGGUGUGGGAGUGGGUGCACAGAGAUCUCUCCUUUUUAUCUUCAAGUGAUUUAUUUCCUUUGACGGGAUUCAGGUGAAGGAACCCCAUCUGUGCUGGAGAGCUGCAUAUACCUUUAACUAGCCUCCAUCCCAGUUGUAAUAACAGUGAUAACGCUGGGUUACUGGUUUAGCUACGGUUGUCUGCCUCAUAGUCAUCAUGCUGCUUAUUCCUGCUUUCCAGUCUGUUCAUACUCAGUGUGACAUCAGGUCUCUGCUCUCAAAUGCAUGGUUCGUAAUCUGCCUUAGGUUAUGCCUUGAUUUUGUCUAUUUUAAAAUAUGUACAGCAAAAAUGUUCAUUCUGAUUUUAACUCAGUACAACAUAGAGGCUGUCAUUGAUUUUUUUUCUUGUUCCCCCUUUUUUAUUUGUAAAGGUCUUUUUGCAUAUGAAUGUAAUCACAUUGGUGUCACUGAUGCUGUAAAAUUGCAUUGCAUUUUACUCUAGUGAGUAAAAAAAGAGCCCUACUGUGUUUUACAAGAACAUCAGCUCUUAGCCCAGUCCUGGAGUGGACACACUUGCUGCAUGUCCUCUUACUUUCUCAGUUUUAUGUAUUGUGUUGGGUUAUCGUUCUACACUGGACUGUUAAAUGCCGUCUGUGAGGCUGGACUGUCACUUUUAUAACUGUCUUCAUAUUUUAUCGCCAUUAUUUAUUACUUUUGAUAUACAGAAUGAGCCGCAUGCAUUUAUAGAGCAAUAAGAAGAUGUAUUUAAUGUGCCUUGUUUUUAACUGAGUAAGAGCUGAAAGCAUGAAUCAAUAAAACUGAUUAAAGCGG
Molecule: messenger RNA, 5734 nt
Organism: Grammomys surdaster
Lineage: Eukaryota; Metazoa; Chordata; Mammalia; Rodentia; Muridae
Gene: Gpd2
Product: glycerol-3-phosphate dehydrogenase 2
Exons: 17
Coding region: 307-2490 (727 amino acids)
Biological process (GO): glycerol-3-phosphate metabolic process
Cellular component (GO): glycerol-3-phosphate dehydrogenase (FAD) complex; mitochondrion
Molecular function (GO): calcium ion binding; glycerol-3-phosphate dehydrogenase (quinone) activity
Source: RefSeq, a predicted model, not a curated record